Messenger RNA from Protopolystoma xenopodis, 354 nucleotides. Lineage: Eukaryota; Metazoa; Platyhelminthes; Monogenea; Polystomatidea; Polystomatidae. The record is from the annotation of a GenBank genome assembly.
UCUAUUGAAAUACAAAGCAGUUCGAGCAUAAAUUGGACAAGUGAAGUCAACCAGUUACUUGCACUGAAACAGGCUCAAGCUGCGGAGUUAGCCAGCUUAAAAGAGGAGAUAACUUUUCUUAUGCAGAAAGGAGGCCAACGACCGUUGCCAUCGCCUUCAGGCGGCCAGGGAGUUGGAGCUCGAGACCCCAGUAACCUAGAUGCUAGUGUUGAUCAGCACCAAGCUGAUUUAGCAAGAUUGAAUUACGAAUCAAAAGAACAGAAAGAUUUCAACCCUGAACUUCAACAAAUCCAGCAGGCCACUUCAAAUACUGAAAACACGGAAAAGGAUCUCACAGUGGACAACAGGGAAUAA